Molecule: messenger RNA, 5093 nt
Organism: Passer domesticus (house sparrow)
Lineage: Eukaryota; Metazoa; Chordata; Aves; Passeriformes; Passeridae
Product: hydrocephalus-inducing protein homolog
Exons: 28
Coding region: 45-4649 (1534 amino acids)
Biological process (GO): axonemal central apparatus assembly; cilium movement
Cellular component (GO): axoneme
Source: RefSeq, a predicted model, not a curated record
UUUUAUUGAGGCCUUGUCGCUCAUCUGCAACAUCUCCCUUCAGAAUGGCGUCUGGAUUCUCGGGAAGGAUACCAACACCUCGUCUUUUGCUCAGGGACAGACUGAAGCCUAACACUCUGACUCCCUCUGCCUUCCAGGAGGAGGUAUCUCUCAGCACCAAGCAGAGGCUGGCCAAAGCUAAGAAGCUGAGUCUGCCUCAGAUUGUCCAGCCUCAAGACAAGCAUGAGAGCUCUCAUCACAAGUUCUUGGCAGCUGAGCCAGAGCAGAGCUCAUUUCAGCCUUGCCCACCAGAGGUGGUGUUUCAGAACUACACCCCUGGUGAGGUCUAUGAAGUGCCGGUGGUUCUGAGGAACAGGGACAAGGUUCCUCACUUGGUGAAGGUCACGUUGGAGAGCUCACCUUAUUUCCAGCUGGUGGGCCCCAAUGACGUGUGCUGCAAGGUGCCACCGGGCCUCUACGCAAUUGUCCGCGUCCUCUUCACCCCUGGGCAGAACAAAGAUUAUUUCCACAAGCUCCUCUGCACCACUGAAAGGGAAGAGUUCAUUGUGCCAAUUCGGGCCAUUGGUCCCCGAGCCAUCCUGGACUUCCCUGACCAGCUGGACUUCUCCACGUGUCCGGUCAAGUACAGCAGCGAGAAGACUCUGCUGGUUCGCAAUGUCGGUAACCGGCUAGCUCGUUACCAGCUGAGCACCCAGAGCCCUUUCUCUGUCAUUCCGGCCACGGGAACUCUGGAUGUCGGUGGUGCCAUGCAGGUGACAGUGGAAUUUCAGCCACUGAAGAGUGGGGACCAUUCCGGGUCCCUUGUCGUGCACUACGACACAGGUGAAGAGACCCACACAAGCCUUCAUGGAAGAGCUGUGGAUGUCCCCAUCAGGCUGGGCAGGAAUACUGUGAGCCUCGAGAAGACGUACAUCGGCAUGUCAAACCGCGCAACCGUGCGCAUCCACAACCAGAGCGAUAUCACAGCCCGCUUCCAGUGGAAGGCUGUUGAUACUGAGGAAGAGGAGCAUCAGCUGGAGCUGAGGCAGUAUCCCAGGAUAUUUCGGCAGCAAAAGGAGAAGUUAUAUGAUUUUCUGAAGGAGCGCGGAGUGGACAUCACUUGCCGAGAACACCUUGCUCUUCUGACCCACAGCUUCCAAAGUGAGGUGGCAAAGAUCAGAGAAGAUGGCAUCCUGUUCCAUGAUGACGUUUUCUCCCUUGAGCCGAAGGAGGGUGAGAUCAGGCCGAAUUGCUCGGCUGAAGUCAGCGUGUUCUUCACGCCCCAGGAAGCCCGGGUCUAUAAGCGAGCAGUUUACUGUGACAUCUCAGGCCGUGAGAAGAGGAUGCCCCUGCUCCUCACAGGGGAAGGCCUCGGGCCCCGGCUCCAUUUCCAGUUUGAGGAGCUGAACAUCGGGGAGGUUUUUGUCAGAGUAACCCACAGAUAUGAGGCGGUCCUGUUCAACAAUGGGCCUAUUGAGGCUCCCUUCAAACUCAUCCCUCCAAGCACAGCCAUGGGCUCCUGCUUCACCUUCCAGCCCCAGGAGGGCAUCGUGGCACCCUCCACACUCCAGGCCAUCAGUGUCUCCUUCUGUCCCACCAUCCUGGGGCAGUUUGAGGAAGAAUUCUGCUUUGAUGUGUCUGAAUCCCCUGAGCCUGUGACCUUCACUAUCAGGGGCUACGUGAUGGGCCCGACUUUCCAUUUCGAUGUGUCCGCCCUCGACUUCGGUGACGUCUCCUUUGGUUUUCCUCGCACCUUGAACUGUUGCCUGUUUAACACCUCCCUGACACCCAUAUCUUUUCAACUCUACAUUCCUGGAGAUGGCUUGGGAGAGCCCAGUGUUGACAGCUCUACUCAGAUACGCAAAUGCAGUAGCCAGUCUUGGAGGAAGGAAGCUCAAGGUCUUAGGAGGCCAAGGGAAUUUGACAUAAGGCCCUGCAGAGGGACCGUCCGUGCCCUGGGAUCCCAGGAUAUCAAGGUCACCCUGUGUUCCAACACUGUUGGAGAGUACAACCUGCAGCUGGUGCUGGACGUGGAUGAUGUCGGCGAGAAGGUGUUGGCAGUGCCCCUCACAGCCAGAUGCGUCGUUCCUCCACUGCGAGUGCUCAACCCUGUGGUGAAGUUGGGGUACUGCUUUUUCAAGACCUGCUAUGAUGAGAAGCUGACCCUUGUGAAUGACAGCGACUUUCCUGGCUGCUACUGUCUUCUCCCUCAGGAACACAAGGAGGAGGCUGCUGCAUGGUGCUCCAGCCCUGCACCGCCUGGGAUUAUCGAGGCUCACAGCUCGGUGGAGAUCCCAAUUGCAUUCGAGGCCCAGUCGCUGGGAGAGUGCAGCAUCACUGCUGAGCUGGCUGUGUUUGGGAGAGCAGGAUGCCCACUGAAAAUCCAAUUAGAGUGCAUUGGCCAGGGACCUGUUGUCUAUGUCCAUCCGAGGGAGAUAAACUUCGGCUCUAUCCCAGUCUUAGAAGAUUGUUUCCAAACUUUGCACCUCGCCAAUCAGUGUCACCUUCCUGCAACCUUCCGGGUGGAGAUGCCUGGGAAAGACUCCUGCUGGAGGAUUGAGCCCAGUCAUGGAGUGGUCCCCCCUAAACGUGACAUAUCCGUGACUGUCAUAGCAAACCUGAAUGACACAGUGAAAUUCCGGGAGAAGGUGAAGGUGUUCAUUGAGAACAGCUAUACGACCAUCAUCUCUCUCCAGGCUGUGGGCAUUGGCACCACAAUUGUCACGGACAAACCUCUCACUCCGAAGCUGGACUUGAAGUCCCACUUCAGCUUUACUCCCUGCUAUUUCCAUUUCAAAGUGACAAACAGAGGACGACGCAUGCAUCGGCUGUACUGGAACACAGAAGGUUUCCGCACGCGCUGGCGCCGUGAUCGCGCCCCUGCCCUCGGUGGCACCAAAAGCAAAGGUGCUUCCCCGAUGCCCAGACCUGGCAGCCCCGUGUUCAGGCUGUGGCCGCCGCAGGUGGACCUGAUGCCGGGCCAGAGUGCGGACAUGGUGCUGGAAGGCUGCUCCAGCACUGCCCAGGAGGUGAAGGAGCGGCUGCUGUGUCAGGCUUUGGUGGGGAAAGAGAUAACAAAGAAACAGAUAAUGCAAGUGGAUGUCACCUGCAACUUCAUUUGCCCUGUUCUGCAAAUGUCUUCCAGAGCAAUCACUUUCUGUGUGGUAAAGGAGCCCAGUGAUGUCCUGACACAGCACUACAAGCCUUUUUCUUUAAAAAACACCAGCCCUCUGCCAGUCAGCAUUGUGCUGGACUUGGAGCAGCCAUUCCUGAUCUGCAAUGUGGACUGGCAGCCUCUCCCUGCAGAUUCCAAGCCCAUAACACUGGAUGUAGGGGAGGAACUUCAUCUCUGCAUCCAGUUUAACCCAGCUUAUGAGAAGAAUCUGCACAGCCGGGUGGUCAAGAGGGUUCUCAGGGUGCGCUUCAUGAAGCAUCCUCGUGAGGAGAAGAUCACCGUUCGGGGAGAAGUCCACUUCCCCAAUCUCCAUCUCCAGGCCAAGGCCGUGGACUUUGGCUGCAUCAUAAACGACACUGAACAAGUGCUGCAUAUGGAGAUGACCAACUGCAGCCCACUGGCCGUGGAAUACCGCUGGUCAUUCCUGGCGGACAGCCUGGCGAACACCAUAAGGUUCAUCUCUCCACCACCUAAAUUCAAACCCCAGUCAUCAAAGAAGAAGGGAGUGUUUCCACGGAGAUACUCCAAGACUGAAAGUGUGGAUGAGCCAACUGAAACCCCAGAAACAAUGCAGGAUUCUGCUCAGGAGGACUCUGACCAGGAGCCAGCAGAUGCAGAGGAUUCCUUGGAAAAAGAGGUGCUGUCAUCCACUCCUGGGGAGUCUCGGAGCCCGGUGAGGAUGAGGGGAUUGAGUCAAUUCUCCGAGACGGAGCACCCCAACGUGACAAUGCCUCAGGUUUUUGAUAUCAUGCCGCUGUGGGGAACGCUGCAGCCAGGAAAGAGCCAGAAGGUCACCUUCACCUUCUUUGGCCACGCCAACAUCAUCGCCCGUGCCACGGCGCUGUGCCGCGUGGAGGGAGGCCCCAGCUACAAGGUGGUGCUGAGCGGGCAGGCCUCGUGCCCCAGCUACCAACUGGACGUGGAGGAGAUUGACUGGGGGCUGCAGGUGUUUAACAAAGUCCUCAAAGCAGGGAUCACCCUGCGGAACAACGGGGUUAUGAAAUUCACCUACGUGGUGCAAGACUCCAGCACAAAGCCUCUGCCCGGGGUGCCCGUGGUCGUGCCCCGCAAGGGCUCCAUUGCACCUGGCAAGAAGCGAGUGCUGAAAGUCUCUUAUCUGCCAGAAAAGCCAGGAGCGUUCCGCAGGACUUUCCAGGUCCAAGUGGCUCAUCUGGAACCGGCAGAAAUCGUCCUGAAAGGAAAGACGAUCUUCCCUGGGGUUACCAAGUGCCUGCCCAGGAUGCUGAAAGAGGAGAAGAUACUGGAAGAGGAAGAAGAAAACCCAGAGAAAGAAGAAAAGGAAAGUGAUGAAUCAUCUGUUGCCAUGGAGUCACUGGUGGAGUCACUGAUGGAGUCACUGAUUGUCACAGCUGAACGACAGGCUAGUGUCCAACAUCUCCCCAGGGGCUCUUCAGCUGAGGGGCUCCCCCAGCAGCAUCCUGGGUCUGGUGGAAGAGGUGGGAGGGUUAUUCCACUUGGGAAAUUGGAGGAGUAGCAGCUGUGCUCCCUCCCUCAAAGUUGCCUUUGCUUGUGGCCAGCCCAUGCUCCAUGCUUUGAGCUCUCAGACAGAUACUGCCAUAAUCAGAUUAUAAGAUUUCUGGGCCACUUGCUGAAUUUGGAGAGCUUGUGGUGUGUUCUCUUUUAUGACUGAGAGAAAUAUUUGUAUUCAAGUGUUUAUACCUAUAAAGUGAGCAGAAUAUUCAGAGUCAGUGAAGGGCCAAGCACUAGCAAACUCCUCUUCAUUAGCUGUGUAAAUGGCAAGAAGGGCAACUGAACUGGUGAACUUUGUGGUCUACAAAUGGCCUUAUUCAUGAUAGCCCUCAUUUACUUUUUUAUUGGUGUAUGAUUCCACAAAGCAUUUCUCUCCUGUUCUGGAAUGCAGAGGUUAAGCGGAAAAAAAUACUGUUUAAAAACAAAAGCCUAUUUCUAUAGUUGUAUA